Messenger RNA from Amborella trichopoda, 1475 nucleotides. Its product is annotated as Cyclophilin-like peptidyl-prolyl cis-trans isomerase family protein. Gene Ontology annotation, cellular component: chloroplast. Gene Ontology annotation, biological process: protein peptidyl-prolyl isomerization. The record is from RefSeq and is a predicted model, not a curated record. NCBI's taxonomy places the organism in Eukaryota, Viridiplantae, Streptophyta, Magnoliopsida, Amborellales, Amborellaceae. Gene Ontology annotation, molecular function: peptidyl-prolyl cis-trans isomerase activity.
GGGUCGGACGUGGUCGAUGCAGCAAGAUGCGGCGGUGGGGCGAUCGAAGAGAUUAACCACAAGCCUGGCCGCACAAACGAGUGAACCCAGCCCCCUCUCUUCACUCUCUCCAUACGCCACCAUGCCUGCAUCCAAUGCCUUUUCAUGGCUCUCCUCUCUCUCUCCUCGCCUACCACCUUCCGAGCUCGAGCCCACCUCAUCCACCGACCUGGACCCAGGUCCACUAAACCCAGACCCCUAAGACGCAGAGACCUCAUUCUCUUAACCGUAACUACCUCUGCCCUAAACUUCUCCCCUCAUUUUCUUGCCUUAGCGAGCGAAUACCUUGCCGGAAAUCAAUCUGAAUUCGCCGGAAAUUUUCAUGAAAUUUCUGGAGAAUCCUCUGAGAUCGCUGGAAAAUCACUUGAUACUACCAUUACAGACCGAGUUUUCAUGGACUUUAGCGUUUGCCCCAGCUAUUUCAGGCCGGAAAGGACGGCUGAAGAAGACUUACCGGCAUGUUCAGACUUAGAGCUCCUAGGAAGGGUCGUUUUAGGGCUUUAUGGGAAGCACUUGCCAAGAACUGUGGCCAACUUCAAGGCCAUGUGUAAUGGAUCUGCUGGUUCUUCAUAUAAAGGGAGUCUUGUUCAAAAGGUGUUUCCUGGCCAAUAUUUAAUGGCGGGGAAACAGGGGAGAAGGGAUAAAGGAGAGGUCCAGGUUCCAUUGGGGUUAGAGAGGAAUACGGAGACUGUUGAUCCUCGAGCUUUCCUUUUGAAGCAUGUGAGGCCUGGGACCCUUUCUCUUUGUUUAUCAGAGAAUGAUGAUGAAGAUGAUGUGAAGCUCGAUCCAAAUUAUAGGAAUGUUGAGUUUUUGAUCACCACCGGGCCUGGACCUUGCCCCAAUCUGGAUAACAGAAACAUUGUGUUUGGAGCCGUGCUUGAAGAUGAUGAAGGGGCUCAAAUUGCAUAAACACCGCCAGUAUGGAUGGGAUUUCAAAUUCCUUAGGGAAAAAACACAGGAAGGAGAACUACUUUGCAUUCCCAAUUUCAAAGUCCGUGCUUUUUGUGGAUAAUAUUUGGUCCUACACAGCCCGUAACAAAGUGGAAACACUGGAUCCUUUUUAAGUUCAAAACAAGAAGACCCUUCUUUUAAAGGCACUUGGUGAAGUUAUGACCCAUUGCAUCCUCUAUAAAAGAUAAAAUCAAGGAGAGGACUUUGGGGGAGAGCAGGAGACUGAAGAGAAAGGAGAAGAACUAUGACUAGAGAAACUGAGAAAGAGAAGAUUUUAUAAGAGAAGAAGGGAGGCGUUGUUUGAGCCAAAGGUGGCUCAAAGCAUUUUUAUUUCCUUAGGUGAUAGAUUCAUUCAUUUUUUCCUUGUUUCGAGAUUCAGGGGUCUUUCCCUCAGAUGUAAUUAACCUCGCAUCAAGUUGAUGCCCUUGAAGAGUGUACCCUCAAAUAAAUAAAAGAAAUCCCAAAGGUAGAUCUUUUUUUUGUGA